This is a messenger RNA of Bicyclus anynana (squinting bush brown), 2682 nucleotides long. Its product is annotated as ecdysone oxidase-like. Bases 1 to 1824 code for a protein of 607 amino acids. NCBI's taxonomy places the organism in Eukaryota, Metazoa, Arthropoda, Insecta, Lepidoptera, Nymphalidae. The transcript has 4 exons. Gene Ontology annotation, molecular function: ecdysone oxidase activity; flavin adenine dinucleotide binding. The record is from RefSeq and is a predicted model, not a curated record.
AUGACUAAAGUCAUCAGACCAAAUUUGUAUGAAUGUAUUGAAAGGAAAACUUUUUGGAACUUCUGGAUAUACCAAACCCAAAUGGACGUGGCGAGCUCCCUAGCUGCAGUAAAGGCGGUACAGGCAGCUCUGCUGGUGUUGGCUACUUUAAGCCUGACCGCUUACAGGUUUUCGACCAGCACUCCUACCAUAGCCUUGGAUGGGGCAACAGUUGACUACAUCGUGGUGGGCGCUGGCACUGCCGGCAGCGUCGUGGCCAACCGUCUCACGGAGAACCCUCACGUGAAAGUGCUGGCCGUAGAAGCUGGUGAAGAACCGACUUUUGAAACAGAUUACCCGGCUUUGUUCCCGUUCCUAACAAAAACAAACUACGAUUGGAACUACGUGUCAGAAAAUGACGGCUACUCAGCGCAGUAUCACAGAAAUGGCUACCUGGACUUGCCUUCCGGUAAAGUGUACGGAGGAAGCAGUUCCAUACAUCACUUCUAUUACUUGAGAGGGCAUGUUGAUGACUACAAAGACUGGGCCGACGCAGCAGGUGACCAGUCCUGGUCUUUCAAACAUCUUCUCCGGUAUUUUAAAAAGAGCGAACGCCUAGAAGAUAAACAGAUCCUUAACUCAGCCACUGGAAAAUACCACGGAACGAAUGGCCCCACGAUAAUAACGCGCGAGAAGCGGAAGUUACCGCUCAAAUACCUUGAAGCUUUUCAGGAAGUCGGGCACAAUGUUGUAGACGAUCUCAAUACCGGCAAGACUUUAGGGUACACAAGACCCAUGUUUUACAUUGGAGACGGAAUACGGCAGAGCAGCGCGGUAUGCUUCCUUUCGCCACUAAAGAACCGACCCAAUUUUCAUAUAGCAAAAAAAACCACUGUUAAUAAAAUUUUGAUUGAUGGUAAUAAAAAUGCUAUAGGUGUCCAGGCUUCUGCAAAUGGCCAAACUUUCAAUAUUUACGCUCGAAAAGAGGUAAUAGUAUCGGCGGGUACGUUCAACUCACCGAAACUUCUGAUGCUGUCUGGUAUUGGACCAAAGGAUCAUCUCGCAAGUUUGGGUAUCGAAGUAAUUGUCGACUUGCCUGUGGGUAAAAAUAUGGAGGACCACGUUAUUGUAUUUUUAGCGCAUAAACUAGGAGAAGCAAAUGAAAGUCCCGUACCCGAAAACCCAUCCCUUUUCCCAAUACCAACGUUCAUUGGCGUAGAAGCUGUGGAUAAAACACAGUGCCAUCCUGAUUACUUUACAAUGAAUAUAAUAUGUAGAAACAAUACUAACAACUUGGCGCUACUUUGUUCUAGUGUCUACGGUCUACACGAUGACGUAUGUAACCAGCUAAUUGAAGCUGGCAAAGGUAGAGAGAUUCUGGUUACAGUAUUGACCGUGUGUCGUCCAGAAUCGCGAGGAGAAGUACUCUUGCGUAGUGCAGAUCCUAGAUAUUCACCGAAAAUUUACACGGGCUUCUUUUCGAACGAUGCAGAUUUGGAGAACAAUGCGGCGUACAUUGAAGACUUUAUUAAAGUGACCAAUUCUAGUUUGUUCCGCAAUGUCGGUGGUGAGACGAUGUACUUCGAUUUGCCCAACUGUAGGGGUUUGGAGCUGAAUACGCGGGAAUACUGGAAGUGCUACGUCCUUAACAUGAUGGACACAACCUACCACUACAGCAGUACGUGUCGUAUGGGAUCGGUGUUGGACGCCAAACUGAAGGUACUAGGGGUCAACAGGCUAAGAGUUGUGGAUGCCAGCGCAAUGCCAAACACGGUUAGUGCAAAUAUAAACGCUGCAGUAGUGACGCUGGCGGAGAAGGCAGCAGAUUUAAUAAAGAAAGCAUAAACUGAUCUUGAUCAUAUUAGUCAGUAGGUGAUUGCCCACCAUAUCGCUAUCCAUCUAUACUUAUAAUAAAACUAACAGUUCCAAUUCUAUACAUUUUUUUUGUUUUGUAUACGUGUUUUACAAAGAUAUUUUGUUUUUUUCUUGUUGGAGGGCCAUUUACUGAACCCAUUUACAUUUAUGAUUUUUGUUGACUGGGCACGCUGAGACUACUUAUUAAGUAAUUCAAUUAAAACUUUGCACAAUUUGAGACCAUAAUGCAAAUAAGGUCAUAGGAUAUUUUAUGGAUACGAUUAGGAUUUUUGUAAAUUUUUGAAAAUAAAAUCAGAGAGGGGUAGAAAGGGUAGUUUUUUUUACUACUAUCUCACCUGUUGGUAAGUGAUGAUGCAGUCUAAGGUGGAAGCGGGCUAACUUGUUAGGAGGAGGAUGAAAAUCCACACCCCUUUCGGUAUGUGUACUACCAGAAAUAAUAAAAGCUUGUUGAUAUUGUCUACUCCGUUCUACAUUUUGUUUCAAGUUGCUUAGCAUUGCCAAAUCUGUAAAUAAAAUGGAGCGGUUUACGUCUUUAGAGCUUCCAGUCCAAGACAUUUUAGUAAGCGAGGCAGUUUAGACCCACCGAUUAUAUUUGCAUACUUGAGGCACUUGUUUCGAGCGACCCCUAAUGCCGGUCUACCAAAAUUACGUUCCACAUUUGAAAUAAUAUCUCAGAAUCUGUUUCACGGUCCCUUAAGUGGGGCUUAAACUGACACGGUUACAGCGACUGUGUCGUAGCUAAUUAAACUUAUAAUAAAUUAAUAUAAAAUGAAUUAAAUUAAACUAUACUACAGCCUUUUUGAUGAGUACUGUUUAACAACAAACCAA